This is a messenger RNA of Tachyglossus aculeatus (Australian echidna), 753 nucleotides long. Its product is annotated as olfactory receptor 4P4-like. The transcript has 5 exons. NCBI's taxonomy places the organism in Eukaryota, Metazoa, Chordata, Mammalia, Monotremata, Tachyglossidae. The coding region runs from base 1 to 753 and encodes 250 amino acids. Gene Ontology annotation, cellular component: membrane. Gene Ontology annotation, molecular function: olfactory receptor activity. The record is from RefSeq and is a predicted model, not a curated record. Gene Ontology annotation, biological process: G protein-coupled receptor signaling pathway.
AUGGUUAUGAGCCAGCAGACUUGCCACAUAUUGAUCUCGGCCUAUUUUGUAGGGGCCCUCUUUUACACCAUCAUCGCUCCCAUGUUCAACCCCUUCAUCUACUCGGUGAAAUACACCGACAUGAAAAAUGCCAUGAGAAAGCUGGCUAUUUCUAAUAGAAUAAGGUAUGGUCUGUCCAGUGAUAGAAAUUUGCAAAUAUUCUGCUUUAGACUGUUCCUCUCUUGUUACAUUGCCAUCCUCUUAGGAAAUUUCCUCAUCCUUAUCACCGUCAAAUGUAGCAACCUCUUCCAGCAACCCAUGUACUUCUUCCUCUUCCACUUCUCCCUCAUGGACGUCUGCUAUACUUCCACGGUAACUCCCCACCUAGUCAUAGAUAUGCUGUCUGAGAAGAAAACCAUGUCUUUCGACCACUGCAUGAAACAACUUUUUGCCUUGCACUUAUUUGGAGGGAUUGAGAUCUUCAUUCUCGGAACUGGCUUGCUUAGAUACUUAUGCGACUGGAUUUUAGUUCUCGCCAGUUCAGGAACAAUUGAGCUGGUUACUUUGGCAGUCUGGGUCUUCUCUUACGUCCCCAUUUUAGCCAGUCUGAGGACCCACUCUUUGGAAGGAUGUCUCAGAGCCCAGACCACCUGCGCUUCCCACAUCACGGUGGUGACAUUGCUUUUCUUGCCCUCCAUCUUCAUUUAUCUCCUCCCAGCCCAGAUCUUCCAUGAGGAUAAGGUGGAUUUAGAUCCCAAGAGAGAAGUAGAAUAG